Molecule: messenger RNA, 1080 nt
Organism: Caenorhabditis sp. 36 PRJEB53466
Lineage: Eukaryota; Metazoa; Nematoda; Chromadorea; Rhabditida; Rhabditidae
Source: the annotation of a GenBank genome assembly
AUGGUUGAAACUGAUUGGACUCAAGUCUCCUACGAUGGUAACCAGAAUUCUGAAUUUAGCAGCCUUUUCAAUCAAUUGUUAUUCAGAAGGACGUCAAACUCUGAAAAAGUGGCGUGAGUGCGGAGUUCGACGAAGCGAAGAAGUCGUCGAGAUCUGGGAGAACGUCGUCGGCCGUUCGCAAGCAUCGCUCGGAGAUGAACAAUGGGCGGUGCUGGAGCAGGUGUGCAUCGCUGCACUCGACUCGGCUCGAGUCACUUUGGCUCAAGAAUGCAUCGAUUUGCUUCAUGCGCGAUUCCCGAAGAGCAACCGAGUGCUCAAGUUGAAGGCGAUGCAAUUGGAGGCCACCGAACACUAUCAAAAGGCGUUGGACAUUUAUGAGAGACUCGUCGAGCAGGAUCCGAAUAACAAUGUGAGCAGAGGAAGUUUUUCAGCUCUUUCUUAUAAGUGAUUAAUUGCAGAGCUAUCGCAAGAGGAAAGUGGCGGUUCUGUUGGCUCAGGGGAAGCGUCUCGAUGCGAUCCGAGCCAUCAACGAGUAUCUCAAGAUCUUUCUGAACGACCCGGAAGCGUGGCUUCAGCUCAGCGAACUGUUCCUUCUCGAGAAUGACGUGGCGAAAGCUGUUCACUGUCUGGAGGAGUGCGUGCUCAUUUCGCCGCUCACCUCAAUGUACUUGAGACGCCUCGGCGAUCUGAGAUACACGCAGGGAGGGCUCGAGAACGUGGAGCUCGCGAGAGCUUAUUAUGAGAGAGCUCUAAAGAUUAACCCCACCGAUCUGAGAUCCCAAUACGGGAUCCUUUUGGUAGAACGGCAUUUGAAAACGUGUCGAAACGGAAUAUUCUUGUAGAGCAACAACUUCAUCGCAUCGUCAUCAAAAAACAAUACGGAGAAGAAAACGGCCAGAGAAUCUGCCACGGAGGCCAUCGACAACCUUGUUCAUCGCUAUCAAAAAGUACAGAACAUUUCGUAUUUACCUUUAAAAAAAUGGGUUUUUGUUUUAGAUCAGCACCAAAAAGAAUCCAGAAUCAGAGGGAAUUCUCAACUGCCUCGAAGCCAUGAAAACGACGAUCGGAAACAGCAAAUAG